AUGAUUGAUAAUAAUAAACAUUUAGGUGUAAAUACAUUUGUUGCUAGCAGUCAUGGAAAUGAUCAAUGCGGUACAAACGGUUUGCCAUUGACACCGAAUUCAACGGUUAUUAUCGGACGUUUUCAAUAUUUGAAAACAAUCGAACAUUGCAAUCUUUGUCGGUACAUUGACAUUCGAAAAGGCACACAUGAGCGAUUAUUGGUUGUGAGUGAAUAUUAUGAACGAAGUUUUGAAUCGUUGUUAAAUGAGAAGAAAUUAUUGAGUGUAGAGCAAAUUCAACAAUGGACUCAACAAAUUCUUUAUGGAUUAAUUUAUUUACAAGAAAAACGUGUACAUGUCAGAAAUUUAUCGCUGAAAAAUAUUCGAUUAACACAAUCCGACCAAACUAUUAAAAUACAAAAUUACGGCUUAUGGCAUAUGACACAAUAUGGAACAUGUGUAUCAUUUCCUAUUGGAGAUCCAUUCUAUCUCGCACCUGAAUGUUUUACAUUGGACUUAGCAUUCAAAGCACUUAUUGCUGCUAGUAACAGUGCCUAUGAAUCGGAAAUUAGUGAUCCUGCCAAUGCUAAAAGCUGUGUUUGGUCAUUGGGUAUUAUUUUACUUGAAUUAUGUUUGGGUCAAAGAUUGUAUGGUUCACAGCCGAUUGCAGUACCAAUGUCAACAAGCGUUCGAUGUUUGAAAUUAAACGUUCGAAGUGCAUUGGAUAUACUUUUACGACAGAAUGGAUUGGAUCAAGACGAACGUUUGAAACGAAAUACCACCCAGUUCUUUUUACCAAUGAUAAGAAAAUGUUUGAGUGUUCAAGUUCAAGAUAGACCAACUUUUGUUGAAUUGUUGCGAGACUUAGAUGCAAAAUCGUAUGUGUCACCAGUUCAACGUUCACUCCAACUGACUUUAUUCAAUGGUGUCACGCCAGUUCUUGAUCAUAAUUUAGAUUUGAGUGAUUUCAAACAACUCGAUACUAGUCCAUUUCGAUGUCGAACGAUCGAUCAAAUAUAUUAUUUAUGGAAAUUGGCAGGUGGUGAUCUAACAACUGUGUCGAGAAAUGCUGGUCUUAUUAAAAUUUCUCCAUCAAUUAGUAAAAUCUCCAAAUUUGUGACUGAUCAUGGCGAUGUCUAUGGACUUCAACGAGAUAUUAAUACUCUAUUCGAUGAUACAUCUUAUGAACUUUCAUUAAAAGAACUCGAAAAUCGAUUUAAUGAAAUGCCAAUUGAAAUUCUUCAUCCAUUACUUGAAGGAGGUGAUUGUGAAUUUGAACAGCGUCAAGAGGAAUUCGAUCAAAUGUACGAACGACAACCAUUGGCUGUCCGAGAGAAUGAUUUUGAAUAUCAAUUUCUUCGUUUAACUUUGUUUGAACGUCUCCUUGCUUCGUAUCCGUAUCAAAAACAACGAUUGCAUACCGAAGCACGAAAAGAUAUUCCGCCCCUCUAUCGCGCAUUCACUUGGGCAGCUUUACUUGAAAUAUCUAGUAAUGUUAAUGAUGUGUACAAUCGAAUAAAUAAAGAUGAUAUUGCACCAGCUGUUAUUCGUCAAAUUGAAGUUGACAUUCCACGUUGUCAUCAGUAUGAUGAACUCUUAUCUUCACCGGAAGGUCAUCAAAGAAUGAAAAAUGUUCUCAAAGCGUGGAUUGCUAGUCAUACGAAUUUAGUCUAUUGGCAAGGUCUGGAUUCUUUGUGUGCACCUUUUGUUUACUUGAAUUUCAAUAAUGAAGCACUUGCAUAUGCUUCCUUAACAGCGUUUAUACCCAAAUAUUUAAAUAAUUUCUUUUUGAAAGAUAACUCAUUGAUUAUAAAUGAAUAUUUAGCUGUUUUUUCGCAUUUAAUCGCAUUUCAUCAUCCAGAUUUAUCGAAUCGAUUAGAAACAAUCGGAUUUAUUCCAGAUCUUUAUGCAAUUCCAUGGUUUCUAACUGUUUUUGCUCAUGUAUUUCCAUUGAAUAAAAUCUUUCACUUAUGGGAUAUGCUUUUAUUAGGCGGCUCAUCCUUUCCGCUUUGUAUCGGUGUAGCUAUUUUGACACAAUUGAAGCCUUUAUUGUUGAAAGCUGAUUUCAACGAAUGUAUUCUCUUAUUUUCCGAAUUACCAGAAAUCGAUAUUGAACGUUGUGUUCGUGAUUCAAUUGAUAUAUUUGCUUCAACACCACGUGCAUGUACAUACCGCGAACAUGCCAGUGAUGUACCUAAUUAUCAAGUCAACAAUGAACUCGACAUGGAUCCAUUUCCAUUAGCUGACUUGAAAUUCGAGCGGUGUCCGCGUAUUUCGGCAAAUGAUGUAAUUGAAUUAAAUGAUUUAAAAGCACCAACAGCAAGUUUGAAAACAUCCAAACUUCUUCUCAUCGACAUUCGUUCGCCCGAUGAUUAUAUCAAAUCAGCAUUGCCAGCAAGUGUCAAUAUCGCCUAUGAAAAAGCAUUUGACAAUCAAAACCGUAUCAUCGAUACACGUUUGCAAACCCUACUCGAUCAGCAUCGUUCCCUAGUUAAAGUUGUUAUUGGAAAUAAAAAUCACAAACAAGCAGUUGAUUUCACCAACAAUCUGAUUAUGAAUAAUGCUUCACGGGUUUGCUUAUUACACAAAGGUAUCGAUGUUUUCAAAACGACAGGAUUACUUUAUGUACCAACGCCAUCCGAUCUUUCUUAG
Molecule: messenger RNA, 2631 nt
Organism: Adineta ricciae
Lineage: Eukaryota; Metazoa; Rotifera; Eurotatoria; Adinetida; Adinetidae
Source: the annotation of a GenBank genome assembly